Capsicum annuum is the source of this 3993-nucleotide messenger RNA. RefSeq names its product ISWI chromatin-remodeling complex ATPase CHR11. The coding region runs from base 349 to 3537 and encodes 1062 amino acids. Lineage: Eukaryota; Viridiplantae; Streptophyta; Magnoliopsida; Solanales; Solanaceae. The transcript has 25 exons. Gene Ontology annotation, cellular component: nucleus; chromatin. Gene Ontology annotation, molecular function: ATP-dependent chromatin remodeler activity; nucleosome binding; histone binding. Gene Ontology annotation, biological process: regulation of transcription by RNA polymerase II; nucleosome organization. The record is from RefSeq and is a predicted model, not a curated record.
UGAAAUUUUGAUAUUUGGUUUUUAAAAUUGCUCAACAGUUAGACAAAAUUCUAAAAUCAACCAAAAUCUAUUGCUCAAAUUUUCCAUUCUCUGUAACGCUAGACUAGAUAUAAACCGGGGCCUGGAAGCAUCGCAUUUGUGGAGAUCUCGGUAAACCUAUCAGCCUCCAUCGAAUACCAAAAGGCGCGAAAUUGCAGAGUGAUCGCCCCACAAGUGGCGGGAACUCUCAUUUCAUCGCCACAUUAUACAUCAUAUUUUGGUUCUUCUAUCAAAGCUAAAAGUAUUUAUUCCAAACCUACUUAGUCGGCGAGUUCCAUUUACUGCUGAGAAACCCUAGCAUUCGGGGCCAUGGGUAAACAGUCGAGAAACAGAUCGUCGUCGUCGUCAGAGUCUCCAUCGGAUAGUUCUGAGGAGGAGCAAGUACAGGAUCAGGUUAAUGACGAGGAAGACGAAGAGGAGCUUGAGGCCGUCGCUAGGACCGCUGAGGAUUCCGACGAUGACGACGACGUUGCUGCCGAUGCACUGGAACAAGACGAUGACGAGGAUAACGAGGAAGAGGCUGCAGUCAAUGAAAUCUCAAAGCGCGAAAAAGCCAGGUUGAAGGAGAUGCAGAGGAUUAAGAAGCAGAAAAUACAAGAAAUGUUGGAUUCACAGAAUGCUGCCAUUGAGGCUGACAUGAAUAACAAGGGACAAGGGCGAUUGAAGUAUCUCUUGCAGCAAACUGAGUUAUUCUCACAUUUUGCCAAAGGUGAGCAGUCCACCGCUCAAAAGAAGACAAAAGGAAGGGGUCGUCAUGCAUCAAAGGUAACUGAAGAAGAAGAAGAUGAAGAGUAUCUCAAAGAUGAAGAUGAGCUUUCUGGGAAUACGCGGCUAGUGGCACAACCCUCCUGCAUUCAGGGGAAGAUGAGGGAUUAUCAACUUGCUGGUUUGAACUGGCUGAUUCGACUGUAUGAGAAUGGAAUAAAUGGAAUACUUGCUGAUGAAAUGGGUCUUGGUAAGACGUUGCAAACCAUCUCCUUGCUUGGCUACCUACAUGAAUUUAGAGGAAUAACUGGUCCUCACAUGGUUGUUGCUCCAAAGUCCACGCUUGGCAAUUGGAUGAACGAAGUCAAACGUUUCUGUCCUAUUUUACGUGCUGUUAAGUUCCUUGGAAAUCCUGAUGAAAGGAAAUACAUACGUGAGGAGUUGCUUGUUGCAGGGAAGUUUGAUGUUUGUGUCACAAGCUUUGAGAUGGUUAUCAAAGAGAAGUCUGCUUUACGACGCUUUAGUUGGCGUUACAUCAUAAUUGAUGAGGCACAUAGGAUUAAGAAUGAAAAUUCUCUUCUUUCAAAAACAAUGAGGCUCUACAAUACUAAUUAUAGAUUACUUAUCACGGGGACACCGCUUCAGAAUAAUCUUCAUGAACUCUGGGCACUACUGAACUUUCUGCUGCCUGAGAUCUUUAGCUCAGCUGAAACUUUUGAUGAGUGGUUCCAGAUUUCUGGUGAGAGUGACCAGCAGGAGGUGGUCCAGCAGCUUCAUAAGGUUCUACGUCCAUUCCUUCUUAGGAGGCUGAAGUCUGAUGUGGAGAAAGGUCUGCCUCCCAAAAAAGAAACAAUUCUUAAGGUUGGUAUGUCCCAGAUGCAGAAGCAGUACUAUAAGGCUCUGCUGCAGAAAGAUCUUGAGGUUGUCAAUUCUGGCGGGGAGCGCAAGCGUCUUCUCAAUAUAGCAAUGCAGCUACGAAAAUGCUGCAAUCAUCCAUAUCUUUUCCAGGGUGCUGAGCCAGGACCUCCAUAUACAACAGGAGAGCAUCUCGUAGAAAAUGCCGGAAAAAUGGUUCUUCUAGACAAGUUGCUUCCUAAAUUGAAGGAACGUGGCUCAAGGGUUUUAAUAUUUUCACAGAUGACAAGGCUAUUGGACAUCCUUGAAGACUACUUGUUGUUCCGAGGUCACCAAUAUUGUCGGAUUGAUGGAAAUACUGGUGGUGAGGAUCGUGAUGCUUCUAUUGAGGUAUUUAACAAACCAGGGAGCGAGAAAUUUGCCUUCUUAUUGUCAACGAGAGCUGGUGGUCUUGGUAUCAAUCUUGCUACAGCAGAUAUUGUUAUUCUUUAUGACAGUGACUGGAAUCCACAGGUUGAUUUGCAGGCUCAGGACCGGGCGCACCGGAUUGGUCAGAAGAAGGAAGUCCAAGUAUUCCGCUUCUGCACUGAGUAUACCAUUGAGGAAAAGGUGAUAGAAAGGGCUUACAAAAAGCUUGCACUUGAUGCAUUGGUUAUCCAGCAGGGGCGGCUAGCUGAGCAAAAAGCUGUUAACAAGGAUGAACUGCUGCAAAUGGUACGGUUUGGUGCUGAAAUGGUUUUCAGUGCUAAAGAUAGUACCAUUACUGAUGAGGAUAUAGAUAGAAUAAUUGCUAAAGGAGAAGAGGCAACAGCUGAACUUGAUGCCAAGAUGAAGAAAUUUACAGAAGAUGCUAUCAAGUUUAAGAUGGACGACACUGCUGAAUUGUAUGACUUUGAUGAUGAGAAGAAAGAAAACAAGGUGGAUUUCAAGAAAAUUGUCAGCGACAAUUGGGUAGAACCUCCAAAAAGAGAAAGGAAACGCAAUUAUUCCGAGUCUGAAUACUUCAAGCAAACCAUGCGUCAAAGUGGCCCUGCAAGACCUAAAGAGCCUCGGAUUCCUCGGAUGCCGCAGCUGCACGACUUUCAGUUCUUCAACACUCAGAGACUGAGUGAGUUGUAUGAGAAGGAAGUGCGCUUUCUUAUGCAAACACAUCAGAAGAAUCAGGUUAAAGACUCUAUAGAGGUGGACGAACCUGAAGAUGCAGGAGAGCCUUUAACGGCUGAAGAGCAGGAAGAAAAGGAGCUACUGUUGGAAGAGGGAUUUUCGAUGUGGAGUAGAAGAGACUUCAAUACCUUUAUCAGGGCUUGUGAGAAGUAUGGUCGCAAUGACUUAAAAAGUAUUGCUGCUGAAAUGGAAGGGAAAACAGAGGAGGAGGUUGAAAGAUAUGCGCGAGUUUUCAAAGAAAGAUAUAAAGAACUAAAUGAUUAUGAUAGGAUUAUUAAGAACAUUGAAAGAGGAGAGGCUAGAAUUUCGCGAAGAGAUGAGAUUAUGAAAGCAAUUGGUAAGAAGCUGGAUCGAUACAAAAAUCCAUGGUUGGAAUUGAAAAUCCAGUAUGGUCAGAACAAAGGAAAGCUGUAUAACGAGGAGUGUGAUCGUUUCAUGAUAUGUAUGGUUCACAAGCUUGGCUAUGGAAACUGGGAUGAGCUGAAGGCUGCAUUUCGCACAUCACCCUUGUUCCGUUUUGAUUGGUUUGUGAAGUCUCGUACCACUCAAGAACUUGCCAGAAGAUGCGAUGCACUUAUUCGGUUGAUUGAAAGGGAAAAUCAAGAAUUUGACGAGAGGGAGAGGCAGGCACGCAAAGAAAAGAAGCUUGCGAAGAACAUGACCCCAUCAAACCGCACUUUGGCAAGACAGGCUGCUGAAAGCCCUUCUGCUCUGAAGAAGCGGAAGCAAUUGUCAAUGGAUGACUAUGUCAGCUCAGGAAAGAGGAGAAAAUGAGAUUAGAAAUGAGUACAAAGAUGAGGAGGUUAGCUGUGGCUGGUUGGGACCUCAAAGUGGAAGGGAAGAUUAUUUUUUUCGUGAUCCCAUCAUCUGGUGUUUUAUUCAGAACGACAUUUGAUGCUCUAUCUCCUUGCCCUGGCAAUCAUUGACUCAAGGGCAUUGAAAUUUCCAGGAUGCCAUCUGACUGGUAGAGAAAUGAAAGAUACUUGGUUUAUAAUUUGUUAGUCCGACAAAAAGCAAGUCCACCAGGCUUGCCCCAACUCCUAAGCUGUAACUACAUUUCUAAUGCAGAUAUUCAUAACAAUUUGUUAUUUAUAAUCCCGCUGGAGUUCAUAUAACCACUACAUAGAUAGUCAGGGAUACACUUUAUUAUAUUUUACUUUUUAGGAAGCAACGUUUGCAGUAUGUGUGCUUUUCUGCUAUAUAUACAGUUGCCAUUUCUUGAACCAUUUA